Messenger RNA from Solanum verrucosum, 1457 nucleotides. Its product is annotated as putative F-box protein At5g55150. The transcript has 3 exons. The record is from RefSeq and is a predicted model, not a curated record. Gene Ontology annotation, molecular function: protein binding. The coding region runs from base 354 to 1457 and encodes 367 amino acids. Lineage: Eukaryota; Viridiplantae; Streptophyta; Magnoliopsida; Solanales; Solanaceae.
CUAAAGUUACGUGGAUUAUUUCUGAAUAGAAAAUUAAUAUUUUUGGAGAUCAUUUACUUCUCCGUUUCAAUCUAUUUGUGUUACUAUAUCUUUUUUAGUCAAAUUAAAAAAAUAAUGUAUUUUUAAUAGAUGUUUAUGACCACGAGAUUAAAUAACAUUUUAGUUUUAAAAGUUUUCUUAUUUUUUUCCUAUUUAUAUUUGUGGAGUGACUUUCAAAAUCUAUAAGCUGAAGAAUUUUGAAAAUCUGGUCAGUCUUCGGCAGGGACUUCUCUGCCAGCAAUCGCUGCUUCUCCGAGAAUUUCAAGAUUUUCAGAGCAAAACGUUGCAAACUCUUUCGGUGGUUAAGUACUGUAAUGGUAACAUCAGAUUGGUGUAAGUUGCCAGUGGAACUUUUGGGGUUAAUUGCUAGUCGGCUGCAUUUUGCUGAAGACUGGGUACGGUUUGGUGCAGUCUGUAAGGCAUGGAGAAUUUGUGUAAUACAAAAUGGCAAUUCUUCACGCUCAUUCCUUCCUUGGCUGAUGCUUCCUCAGAGGAAAGAUGAGAGCUUGCGCAGAUUUUAUAGUCCUUUCAACUGUAAGAGUUAUGAUAUAUGUUUGCCAGAUGUUCUGGAUAAACGCUGUUGGGGUUCUUCUCAUGGUUGGUUGGUCACUCUAGGUGCCAAUUUUGAGAUGCACUUGCUGAAUCCAUUAUCAAGGGGGCAAAUCUCACUCCCGCCACUUCAUAAAUGCCCUAAUUUGAAUCUGGUUUGUACAGGAAAGAGCUUCCGCGAUUCGUUUGUUUACAAAGUUAUCUUGUCUGCUAGUCCAUCUUCAUCAGAUUGUGUUAUUUUUGCUAUCUAUUCUGAUAAUUGGAAGAUGGCAUUUACAAAGCCAGGUGAUGUUGCUUGGACUCCUUUGAGUUGCAUCCAUGGCCAUGUUGAUGAUGCCAUGUGUCACGAUGGGAAGUUUUAUGCCAUCGACACUUUUGGUGAAAUUCUGAUGUGGGACUUAGCCGGCUCUUUGUUGAAGAGAAUAGCUUUUCCACCAUCUCGCGAUUUGGAUAAUUUGGUGUAUGCUACUACAUAUCUUGUCGAGGUAAAUGGCCAAAUAUAUGCCAUAAUGAGGCUUUUGUUUGAUACAAGAAUCACAGAUACUCCUUGUCUAACCACUUGGUGUUUCAAAAUUUACAAUUUGGAUAUCUGCAACGAUAAGUGUGAAGAAGUGAAAUCUUUGGGUGAUUGGUCUAUUUUUGUAGGAAACAAUCAUUCCUUCUCAAUACCAUCCUCUACGUACCCAGAAUGUGAGAGUAACUGCAUAUACUUCACAGAUGACUUCUCCGGAGUUCAUUACAGUGUAGUACAUGGCUAUGAUAUGGGUAUUUAUCGCGUUCAGAAUCUCAGUGUACAACCUCUUCUUCAGGAAGAUGUCUCCGACUCUGCAUUCUCGCUGCCACUGUGGAUAAUACCAAUUUUAUCGUAA